This is a messenger RNA of Amaranthus tricolor (Joseph's coat), 1907 nucleotides long. RefSeq lists its product as uncharacterized. The record is from RefSeq and is a predicted model, not a curated record. The transcript is spliced from 3 exons. The coding region runs from base 181 to 1704 and encodes 507 amino acids. NCBI's taxonomy places the organism in Eukaryota, Viridiplantae, Streptophyta, Magnoliopsida, Caryophyllales, Amaranthaceae.
CAAUGAUGGGUAGGUACUGUAAAACCUAAUUAUCUAAAAUUGGCAUUAUUUUUAGUCGUUUUUGACUCAAUAAUGGCUGGUCGGUGCUAAUUAUCUCUCGCCUCUCUCCAUUUCGAUCCACUCAAUCACAGAGAAACACUCCUCUCUCUCUCUCUCUCUCUCUCUCUAAUCCACGAAGCAAUGUCAUGGCUGGUAAACUCCAUUGCCAACUCUCUUAAGCUUGACGACUCCGAAGAACACGUCACUACCACCAUUGAAGAUAAUCAACCAUAUCCAACUCCUAACCCUAACGAUGGCGACAAUCAUCAAAUACGCUCCUCCGAUUCACCUUCAUCAUCAGAUCAUCAAACUACUCCUCGCGGCGUUAAAGAUGAUCUAUCUGAAUUUUCCAAAACCCUAACUCGUCAGUUUUGGGGGGUUGCCUCAUUUCUUGCUCCUCCCCCUCAGAUCUCCGAUCGCGAUCCGCACACUGAUGAUUCCGACCAUGAUACGAGUGAUCUUGCCGGAAUUACUGGCAUUCGAAAUGAUUUGUCGGAGAUUGGAGGGAAAUUUCGGACUGGAAUUUCGAAGCUUUCGACUAAUAAGGCGGUUUCGGAGUUCACAAAAAUUGCGACGAAUUUGCUGCAGUUUGCAGCGGAAGAGGACUUGUCAAUUGAAGAGUAUGCACAGCGAGGGGUUGUUGGAGUUACUGAUGAAGUAGUGGCUUUUGCUCGUGAUGUUUCUGUGCAUCCUGAAACUUGGAUUGAUUUUCCUUUGCCUGAUGAUGAUGAGGAUGAAGAGUUUGACUUGUCAGAUGCUCAACAAGAACAUGCAUUGGCUGUUGAACGUCUUGCACCUGAAUUGGCUGCCCUUAGAACUGAACUUUGCCUGGGUUGCAUGAACGAAGGCUCCUUUUGGAAAAUUUAUUUUGUGCUUGUGCAUCCUAGACUUAGCAUACAAGAUGCUAAAAUUUUGUCUACACCACAGAUUGUGAAAGCUAGGGCAAUGCUAACCCAAGAGCUCCAUACCCGCGGUAAAUCGAUGUCAUUUGACUCCAGAAGUGGAAAAGCAUCAACAGAUGCUGCCGAGGUUUCUCAUGAAGAGUAUUUAUCAGUUCCUGGUGCCAAUCCUUCAGAGUAUUUACCAGUUGAGAUAUCAGCCGUAGAGCCAGCGUCAUCAGCUGAAGCAGAUCUUGCAAUAGAUAAGCAUCCUAUCAUUACUGCCGAAAUUCCGGUUGUUGACAAGGUGGUUGUUGAUGAGGUUUUUAAGAACACGGAAGCAGUGGCAGUACCCACUUCCAAUGCUAACCAAACUGAAGGCAGUGACAGGGAAGUUGCUGUGGAACUUUCAAAGGACAUCAAGAGUCCUGCACCAAGUGCCUCUAGAACCAUAGAUCAAAAAGAUGAAGAUGAUGUGGAUGAUUGGCUGAAAGAAGAUAGCACUGAAGGAGGUUCAUUCAAAGGAACUUCUUAUCAUAUAGGACAAGAUGAUGAUGUAUCGUUUAGUGACCUUGAGGAGGAAGAUGAUGUUCCCACUAGUUAUAAGAAAGAUGAAAACCCUAGCUCUUCCGGUAAAGAAUCUAGUGAUUGGAUUCAGCUAUCAGCUGAUUCUUCAAGGAUCGUCAAUAGAAAGAGUAUGGAUAGUUCCAGAUCCAACAAGGUUAGUGCCCAUAAGAAUAAAAAAUCUAGUGACUGGCUUGAUGUUGAAGAUAUUGAUGAUGCUUGAUGUCAUUACUUAACUAUUAUAUAUAUAUAUUUUAAAUGGGCACUCUGUGUUAUUUCCGGUUUCAGUUUUUAUGGUUUAUUUGGUUCGCAUGGAUGUCCUCUGUAAAAAAUAUACUAUUUUCAGUUUAUGAUUUAGUUCUACUUGAAUAACACUAUCUUAUAAGCUGUAAGAUUAAUCAUCAAUAUAAUGCCUCUUGUAUAUCA